UCGACAAACAAUAACACGAUUGUGUAAGUGUCCAACCGACUGAGCGCACAGAAAAACACCGUUUGUGUUGUUUUAUCUGCUUUUUCUGGUCCACUGCAGACAUGGUUCUUCUGCAGGUGUGUUCUUCAACCAGCAGACGGGUUCUCCUGAAUGGUCGAGCUCUAGAGUCGGUAUUAUCAGGAUGUUCACGGGCAGCCAGCGGAGCGGCAACCAGCAAAGAGCCACUGAAGAAAGCUAAAACCCCACAGGGUCGAUUCGACAGCCCUGAGGAGAAACAGAAAGAUGUUCUAGAAAAAUUCCCGGAUGAUGUAAACCCCAUAACCAAAGAGAAAGGGGGUCCUCGGGGCCCAGAGCCAACCCGCUAUGGAGACUGGGAGAGAAAGGGCCGCUGUGUUGACUUUUAGUUCGUUGUCGGUGAAGAGCCAUUAUUUAGUCACUGAUUGUUCUUGUUCAAUCUUAGUUUCUGAUUACAAAGUGAGAAUAAGACAAAGAUCCAUUCUGUGUUUCUGGCUUCACUUACAGAGAACAGAGGCAGUUAUAAGCAUCAUUUGGUGGUAUAACCAUCUCUAUUCACACAGUUUAACUGAAGUUUAUCUUGGCUCUCAUCUUGCCAGUGUUGACAUUGUAAACAAGACCAUUUAAACGAUCACAGAAACACGUGGAUGGUUUGCACAUGAUGAUGUUCGGUUGCAUGUGAGAGUGAGAUUCUGAGAGCUGGUCCUGUAGAUCUUCUGUGUUUGGUUCAUGAGUAUGAAUGAUAAAGUUAAUAAAAGGAGGGAUUAUUGUAUGUUCAUGA
Cheilinus undulatus (humphead wrasse) is the source of this 796-nucleotide messenger RNA. RefSeq names its product succinate dehydrogenase complex assembly factor 4 (gene sdhaf4). Lineage: Eukaryota; Metazoa; Chordata; Actinopteri; Labriformes; Labridae. Gene Ontology annotation, cellular component: mitochondrion. The transcript has 3 exons. The record is from RefSeq and is a predicted model, not a curated record. Bases 102 to 404 code for a protein of 100 amino acids. Gene Ontology annotation, biological process: mitochondrial respiratory chain complex II assembly.